AUGGGUGGAGGCGACCUCAACACCAAAAAGUCGUGGCAUCCUCUCCUGCAGGUCAAUCAGGAGAGGGUAUGGAAACGCGAAAAGGAAGCUCUCGAGGAGCGCAAGAAGCUCGAGGAACUUCGACGCGAACGCGAACAGGAGCGGGAAAUGCAACAACUGCAGCGGCUACAGGAAGAAGCUGGCGGCAAGAAGCGAAUUGAUCGGGUGGAUUGGAUGUACGCUACACCGGCUACCACAGGUUCCGGCUCGGCGGCGGAAAUGGAGGACUAUCUGCUGGGGAAAAAGCGGGUCGACAAGCUGCUACAAGGGGAAGAGAACAAGGAGAUGUCAAAAACCACGCAGAAGAGCCUUGUUUCGCUCCAGAAUGCAAACUCGGCUCGAGACCUUGCUGCCAAGAUUCGAGAGGAUCCCAUGCUGGCCAUCAAGCAGCAGGAGCAAGCGGCCUACGAGGCACUCCUCCGAGAUCCCACUAGAUUGCGCCAGCUCAAGAUGCAGGCUGGUAUCGAUACCGACACGCAAAGCAAAGACGAGAGGCGGCGGAGCAAGGAAGAGAAGCGUCGCAGGCACGAUCGAGAUGAACACCGUCGGCGCGGUUCGCGUCACGGCGAAUCGCGCAGCGAAAGUCGCUCCCAUUCUCGUCGAGACGACAGAGAUCGAAAAUCGAGCUGGAACGAAGGAAGUUCUUCGCGUCGUCAUGAUGGUGACGAGGAGCGUCGAUCUUUGAAGCGGCAUCGCGAUGACCAAGACCGCGAUCGUCAUCGCUACGAACGCCGGUUGCAUGAUGCAGACGACUCUCGCCCAGCCUCUCGCAGUAAUCGCGAUCGACGCGACAAAGACGCAGUAGAUGAGUCAAGCUCUCGUCAAUCGACAUCGUACAGCCGCUCUCGUAGUCGUUCUCCGCCAGCGCGCGACUACCGUAAUGACAAACGUCUAUCCUCCUCGUCCGCCUUCACUCGGCCAUCAAAUGGUGGUUCAGCACGCAACCGAGAAGAAGACGAGGAACGCAAGCAACAGGCUCGGCAGCUCAAGUUGCAAGAGAUGGAGCAAAAUGCACGAUCGAUGGAGCAGCAGAGGAGCUCGUACGUAUCCAAGAUUAAUGCGGAAGAGGCCGAGCAGGAACGCAGGGAGGCUGAGUUGCGCCAAAAGCUCAUCGAUGCACGCUCCAAGGGUCACGGCGACGGCAAGGGCAACUUUAUCAUGGAUCAGCAGCGAAAGACAUUCCAUGACAGUGUCGACCUUGCAGAGCGUAUGAGAAGGGACAGAGCGAGGCUGCAGCGCGUAGAUUGA
Messenger RNA from Mycosarcoma maydis (corn smut), 1287 nucleotides. RefSeq names its product U2-type spliceosomal complex subunit CWC25. Gene Ontology annotation, biological process: mRNA splicing, via spliceosome. NCBI's taxonomy places the organism in Eukaryota, Fungi, Basidiomycota, Ustilaginomycetes, Ustilaginales. Gene Ontology annotation, cellular component: U2-type spliceosomal complex. The record is from RefSeq and is a predicted model, not a curated record. The coding region runs from base 1 to 1287 and encodes 428 amino acids. The transcript has a single exon.